Messenger RNA from Dufourea novaeangliae, 828 nucleotides. RefSeq names its product protein TolA-like. The record is from RefSeq and is a predicted model, not a curated record. The coding region runs from base 1 to 828 and encodes 275 amino acids. NCBI's taxonomy places the organism in Eukaryota, Metazoa, Arthropoda, Insecta, Hymenoptera, Halictidae. The transcript is spliced from 5 exons.
AUGAACACCGUCUAUGCGAUUAAUUUCUGUACAAAACUUUUGGCAACAUACUUGCAGAUCGUUGUUGCAUGCGCCUUUGCCAACAUGGCGGCGUCAAAAUCACCAUCGAGGAAAGAGAAAAGAGGAGUCGCUGUGUUUGGACCAUCCGGCUAUGAUUUCUUUGGUGUGGGGCCUCUUCUAUCUAAUGGUCCAUGGGCUCCUACUGGGUUUGGAUCUACUGGUUGGAACCCUUCAGGCGUACCCGACAUUCCUUUGACGCAGGUGCAGGUUCAGGCCACGCACGAUGUCGCAUUUCAGACCUUGAAGGAUGCAGCCCCUGGAACUCCCAGCAUUGCGUAUCCUCCAGAUGUUCUUAGAACUAUUCAACAUGCUAAGGAAGCGAACCACAACGUGAACAUGGCUUUAGAGAAGGUGGCAGAGGCCAAACAGACUGCUGUUAUCCAACAGAAGGUUGCUUUGGCCAAGGAAGCAGCCGCAAGGGAGGCUGCCGCAAGGUCCCAAGAGAUCUCGUCGACAGCCGAAGCAGAGGCCAGAGCCAGCGCCAAGCAGUUAGUAGCUCUUCAACAGAGACUAGCGUCCCUGAAGGAUGCAGUUGCAGCUGCUCAACGAGUAGCUGCCGCCAGGGAGGCGGCCGCAGCUGCUGCGAUUCAGAGAAACGCUGCCGAAACUGCUGCUCAGUUGCAGAAACAGGACGUGGACAAGCAGAUCAGUCAGAGUGAACAGGAAGCGAAGGAAAAGGACAUCAUAGCAGCGAAGGAGAACGCCGUGGCGAAUGCAGUCCAGCUUGCAGCGCUGCAGAAACCGGUGCAUCCUCCCUGGGGCCGAUAA